Anthostomella pinea is the source of this 1770-nucleotide messenger RNA. NCBI's taxonomy places the organism in Eukaryota, Fungi, Ascomycota, Sordariomycetes, Xylariales, Xylariaceae. The record is from the annotation of a GenBank genome assembly.
AUGGACGGUAUGGACAUCAACUUUGACCCCAACCCUGAUCCCCCGUUAGCCUUGUAUCUCGACUUCGAUUUUGACAGUCGCCCAAUCGACAAUGGCGACUUCGAUUUUGACAGUCGCUCAAUCGACAAUGGCGACUUCGCCUUCGACAGUCUCCCAAUCGACGAUGGCGACUUCGCCUUUUCCGUUCCCAUCCCCGGCCUCACCCCCUUCUCUGAACCUUUGAGUGAGCGUUCAGGGGGCACUGCCAGCAAGGCUUACAUUCCCAAGCGACCACAUAGGAAAUCGCGCGCAGGAUGUAAGCAGUGCAAGAAGCGCAAAGUGAAGUGCGACGAGGCGAAGCCAGCGUGCAAGGCUUGCGGCCUUCGAAAGGAAACAUGCGUCUAUCCAAACGCGCCUUUGUCUCCUGCGUCCGCUUCACCGCCGAGCUCUUCGCAGACACUUGCGGUUCGUUCGCGGGAGUCAUCAGUAGAACAAGUGCCUUACGUCGAACCCGCCUGUCUCGUCAUCUCAGAGCCUCUGUUCCGACCGGGCGAGAUGUCAGACAGCAUGGACAUGAAGAUGCUCUGGUUCUACACCACCCAGACAUACCAUUCCUUCUCUAUCGAGACUGGCCACUCCCAAGUGGUUGAUCACGUACUGAAAGUGAGAAUCGUCGAGCACGCUUUCAAGUCUCCAUUCCUCAUGGACUGCUUGAUGGCCUUAUCCUCCUUACACUUGCAGACCCUGAACCAGGUCGUACCUACUCGCCGAGCGGCAGCAUAUCGCGCCAGAGCCUUUGAAGGCUAUCGAAAUGCUAUUGAAGCCGCCAGACCAGCCGACUUUCCCGCAUUGCUUGCCUGUUCGCUUCUGAUGUGUGCUUUGAGCAGCCAGAUGUUUCGGGAAGACGACGCCAAACCCCUUUACAUAAUUGACUGGAUGGCCGUAUGGCGUGGCAUAGCCCUGAUCAUUGAUAUCAUCUCACCAAUGUCAAUUCAGCAGUCAGGAAUGUCUGUAUUGUUUGUUCGUCCACCGAUAGACCUCGAGAAGUGCACACAGUACAUCCCCAACAACCUCCUGUUCAUGAUCACGUCGAUCAAACCGGACGACCCCGACUAUGAACACCAAAAGGUCUACUAUGAAUAUCUCCGAUAUUUAGGGUCGCUCUAUAUGGAGCUUACUGUCCAUGGUUUCAGUCCUAUCAUGGACCUUCGCGUCAUCACGUUCUUAACGUUCGUUCCCAGGCCUCUUCUUCCUCUAGCUAAGGAGCGGCGGCCUCGAGUCCUCAUCAUGCUGGCCUACUACCUGUGCUUCACCAGGAUCAUGCCGCCAGGUGCUUGGUGGAUGAGAGGCAUAGGCGACCGCGAGAUCGACAACAUCAUCGAAGUAGUCGGCGACGAAUGGGCACAUCUCCUUCGCGUUCCUCGAAUGGUGUCGCAGGCUACCGACAGAAUUGAGAUGGCCAGAAUAAUCAUCGACAAUCAGAACUGGACGCCAGGGGAGAUUGAUCUCUACCACAAGCAUCGAGAUCCGAGGACGAAGACAGACCUCAAACUCAUCAAUAACGAGGGUACUGAGGUCCAAUUGGCCCAGGGACACUGGAGAUUUCAGUCUUCUGACCUCGUGUGGAGCGAGCCGCAAACCAUUGAUCCAAGUGUGCGAGCGAGUUCACCAACAGAGAAGACGGAUUCUCGGACCGAUCCAGGUUCCAAAGCCUCGUCGUCGUCGUCGCCGUUCCACUCGCCAUCCUGUUCAUUCUCUACAUCGGGAUCGUCGCCAUCUUCGUGGAAAUGA